AUGAAUAUCUCAUCUUUCCGCUUACCGGUGAUCCCCAGAAUAUCGUCUGAUUUUUGGACUAGUAUUUUUUCCAGAAGUAAAGGUAUUGCUUCCGCUGCAGCUGGAAGAAGCUUUGCUUUUCAGUUCGUGCCAUGUUUGUUUGUCAAGAUCGAACUUUGUUUCUUCAGCACAACAUCAGAAUUUGAUGUCGUUGUGGCGGGAGGUGGGAUUGUUGGUUGCGCUACCGCAAGACAGUUAAAAAUCAAAAAUCCGGAAUUGAAAGUAGCAUUGCUAGAAAAAGAGGAUCAUCUGGCAUUCCAUCAAAGUGGUCAUAACAGCGGUGUUCUUCAUGCUGGAAUUUAUUAUGCACCGGGUAGCCUGAAAGCAAAACUUUGUGUUCGUGGUAUUGAUUUGGCAUAUAAAUACUGCGAUGAGCAUAAAGUACCUUACAAAAGAAUUGGGAAGUUAAUUGUUGCGGUUGAGCCAAUCGAAGUGCCACGUCUAGAAAAUUUAUUUCAACGAGCUGAGAAAAAUGGAUGCAGAUCAAUAAAAAUGAUUGGUGGUAGCGAAAUCAAGAAUUACGCUCCUUUUUGCAAGGGUUUGAAGGCACUCUGGUCUCCGUAUACCGGUAUUAUUGAUUGGGGAUUAGUUACAAAAUCAUAUGCAGAAGAUUUCCAAAAUCGUGGCGGCGUUGUUUAUACGAAAUAUCCAUUAAAAACGUUAUUGCUUGUUGGCGAAUCGAAAAAAGAGAACAUGGUCAAUGAUUAUCCUGUUAUGAUCGAAUCAGAACUCUCUUUGGUAGCUGUUGUUUUUCCAUUUAUUACAAUGCCGAAAAUUCGCUGUAAAUACUUGAUAACAUGCUGUGGGCUGCAAUCAGAUCGUAUUGCGAAACUUUCUGGUGGUUUGCCAGACCCGAAAAUUGUUCCUUUCCGUGGCGAAUAUCUUUUACUAACUUCUGAAGAGAAAAAGAAGCUUGUAACGACAAAUGUUUAUCCUGUGCCUGAUCCACGCCUUCCGUUUCUUGGUGUACAUUUCACGCCACGUAUGAAUGGAGAUGUUUGGCUGGGACCGAAUGCAGUUCUAGCGUACAAAAGAGAGGGAUACAAAUAUUCUCAAAUUUCAGUGCCUGAUUUGUAUGAUGCUUUAACUUACAGAGGUACGAGAAAACUCAUUCUCAAAUUUUUUGGUUACGGAAUGAAAGAAUUGUAUCGCGGAAUUUGGAUCAGAGCACAGGUGAAACAGUUACAGAGAUUCAUGCCUAACUUGAAAAUAUCGGACAUCACACGUGGUCCGGCAGGAGUUCGAGCUCAAGCCGUUGACUUAAAUGGGAAUUUGGUUGAUGACUUUAUUUUCGAUUGUGGUGAGGGAGAAUUGAACCAAUACGUAUUGCAUGUGCGUAAUGCACCUAGUCCAGGUGCUACAAGCAGUUUAGCUAUUGCGGAAAUGAUUUGUGAAAAGGCAUCUACUACGUUUGGUCUAAAACAUUAG
This is a messenger RNA of Brugia pahangi, 1467 nucleotides long. NCBI's taxonomy places the organism in Eukaryota, Metazoa, Nematoda, Chromadorea, Rhabditida, Onchocercidae. The record is from the annotation of a GenBank genome assembly.